Messenger RNA from Pleurotus ostreatus (oyster mushroom), 1902 nucleotides. RefSeq lists its product as uncharacterized. Bases 1 to 1902 code for a protein of 633 amino acids. The record is from RefSeq and is a predicted model, not a curated record. The transcript has 5 exons. Lineage: Eukaryota; Fungi; Basidiomycota; Agaricomycetes; Agaricales; Pleurotaceae.
AUGUUCUUCAAAGCUCACGACUUCACCAUCAAGGAUAGUACUUUCAACGACAUCGCCGGUGAUCAGCAUAUCACUACUGUUACCAACACAUACCACCAUUCUCAAAUCGUCGCAAUACCUUCCUCGCAGACGGCGACGCCUGCGCUUACUUCGAUUACGCCCAUACAAGAUGCAAUCCCCCUUCCAACUUCCGAACCUUUCAGUAGUUUUAUCUCGCUUGUUAUUGAGAUACAACGCGCACUCUCUCCUAUUGGUUUGCUUGUCGACGAAAUGGGACUGUUCAGACCACUGGAAGACGACCUCCUGGUACUGAUCAAAUCCGCAGCAUUCCUGGGGAGGACCUUGGAGAUCCUCAAGAGCACCGGUAUUGCGUCUCUCUUUGGCGCCAAGACCAUGGCAAAUCGGCUCGCCAUGUAUACGAUACCAUUACAGAAGGCGGUAGGCGAGAUUCGUCGCUAUCAGGACGGGUUGAAAUUCACGUUAAUUGGACCUAUUUGGAGAAGGAUUCUGUGGUCAGCGGUGUGGACUAUGAGUUCAGAUGCUGAUAUCUCGAAGAUCGUAACGACAAUCCGAGCCGAUUUAGCGCACAUCCGGCACCCUACAACUACUUACUUGCGUAAGCUGAACUUAAACUUAUGGUGGUCCGUGGUUGAACGCCUUCCCGAUCACGUCGUUUCUGAGCUAGAUUCCCUCCGUACUACUGCUUCCAAGGAAUUGCCCGCCAUAAACGAAGCCGAAAUCCAGACAAUCUCGAUUGAUUUCGGGCCACAAUGUGACACGAUCGAGCUCUCCCUCAGCCCAUAUGCCACAUAUCAAAGUCUUGCCAUGGUCCUAAAAUAUAACUGUGAUCAUAUCGUAGGCGACAUAGCAGGCUUUCUUGAUCCUUCAAACGAUCAGGUUGUCGAAUUAUCACAAUUCGAGGAGCUGGUCACAUCGCGAUCAAGACAUUGGCACAAUGGUCCGGCCAUUGUACCAAUUUGGUCAGAUAAUUGCGGCGUCUACUUCGAAGACCAGACGGAUCUCUGCCCGUAUUGCGGUAGUCCUGGCGAAAAGAAUGGUCUAUGGAUACAGUGUACGUGGUGCAAACGCCAGCAUAGGGCCGUCAGCCAAGGAGCUUCUGAUGAUGGUACUUCUGGGUCUCGCGUGCUUCUGCCUGAACGUGCUCGCAAUUUAUACAAUCGCAAUCCUAUGGGGUAUUCCCAUAUCAACUACUCAGGAAUCAAGUGGUCACAAUUGAUGUCUUCGACGUCCAUUUCUGGACUUCAAGGGAGUGACGAACACCUCUUAUGCAUCCUGCAUUACUUAAGCCUGGGCGGUUCACCGUUGCAAGAGCUAUCUCUUAUUUCCGAUCGAAGUCGAAAUCCAAACAUUAUCCUGCCCCGCUCUGCAUCCCAGUCAUUCGAAUUGGCUAGCGAUCAACCUGUAUCUCUUCCUAAUCUACGCCGUCUAGAACUUCGACCCAUCGCCACCGGCUCUGCAAGAAUACUUAACCAGAUCUCCAUUCCCCAACUUCGGUAUCUCAAGUUGCAUUGGCCUGUGUACAGCGCGAACGUUCCAGAAAUCUUUUCGCAGAUUCCACUUUUGUCCACGCUCGAGAUUCAGACCAGAGUUCUGCUGGAUAACUCGAGGAUUACUCAACUUCUUGUCGACGCAAUCACUUGCCUCCCCAAUCUCGAGGAUAUCAACGUCCAUUUCAUGACAAGCGGGGGCGACUUCAAUGCAUACGAGCACAAGUUACAUGAACUAGCCGAACAGGUCAGAUCGCGCCGCGGAAAAUUGAGAGAGAUAAAUUUGUGGUAUAAUUGGGCGACCCCGACGGCUCAACUGCCAGAGGCCGGGCCCUGGACCUUCUGUACCACUGACUGUGGAUAUGUUGCGAGGCUUUGUGCCGAUGAUCUGUAG